Molecule: messenger RNA, 1376 nt
Organism: Orbicella faveolata
Lineage: Eukaryota; Metazoa; Cnidaria; Anthozoa; Scleractinia; Merulinidae
Biological process (GO): spermatogenesis
Source: RefSeq, a predicted model, not a curated record
GUCUGGGGAUAGAAACAGUUGCUACAUGUUAGGAGUUACUAUGGUAACGUGACGUAGCAUUUCCUAAAGAAACGGUUCCAAAAGAAACAUGGCGGCGGCAAAAACUAAUCGCAGGAAUUCAACAGGGAGUCCAUGUCGCGAUAGAACCGAUGAUCGACUGAGAAGGGAACAUUUUUUACAUCCAAACUCCGAUCAGAUAGAUUUGAAUCUACUUCUUCAGGCAGUUCUUGAUAUUAACGAGAAAUUGAACGAUAAACAAGCAGACAAGAUGGAGGAAGGUGUUAGAACGGCGGCUUCAAAGAAUAAUUGGGAGGUUGUUAAAAAGGGAAAAGAUUUCGACGACACUGCCUCGAGACAUUCUUCGGUGUCUACUGCUUCUAGAUCAAGGCCUAGAAGUGCUGUACAUCUAAACGAAUCUCGUCGGCCCCCGCCUCUUGAACGCAAAAAUAUGUCGUUUAGCAAUGCGAAAGUGGAUGCCAUUGAUCGAGAGAACCAGAGACUUUUAAAGCAAAUUACAAGAACAAGGGGAAGGCCAAAGUCUGCUCAACCGAGGAAACUUCUAUCAGAACCCUUAAGGGUACAAACAUCGUCUGAAGUUAACAGAUACAGAUUUCAAAGAAAAGUUGAUAUGGAGAAUCAGAAAUUUCUGGAAAGACUUCAAGCAGUAAAACCAACAAGGAGUUUAUCCAAGGAUUCAUUGCUUAAAGAACAUAUUAAACAGAAACAGUACUCAAAAACUGCAUCAAGAAGUCGGCCAAGUAGUGCAAAGAGCACUGUAUCAAGUGCUGCCCAACUUUCACGUUCUUCUAGUGAGUCGAGUUUAAUGAUUGGGGAUUCUGUAAGUGUGGCAAGUUCUAGAUUAUCAAGUGGCUCGCGGCGAUCAGUGCAAAGGAGAGCAAUCUCUAAACCUGUGUGGGAAUCUGGAUGGUGAUUUGAAACAUGCAGAACAGCUACCAAAUGUAAAUCCUUGUUUACAUGGGCAAUUUACUAAUUGGAAGAAUAUUAACAUAAAAUUUUGUUUUUUGUGAUGUCUAUAAAUGAGUGAAUGAGAGCCUCUUUUGGUAUUGCUUUUCAUUCUGUACAUAAUUUAUGUCAUACCAAAUAAAAAAAAUUGCAUGGAAGUUGUUUAACUUACAAUAUACUUGCAUCAUUUAUUACAGAAUAUUAUCAUACUCCAAGGACUUUCUCUGGAAAUUACGCAGACAAGUGCAAGUAUAUGCAAAAUUAUGACAAUUCUCAACCUUCUCAGGUUGAAAGCUAGGGAGGAUAAAAAGAAAAAAAGUUUAUUUCUCAUUUAGGUCAAACAAUAAAUAUUAUUGUUGUACAUAUUUCUUACUGUAAACAAAUAAUUAAAGCAAGAUGAAUGUACAAAAGAA